Dracunculus medinensis (Guinea worm) is the source of this 915-nucleotide messenger RNA. Lineage: Eukaryota; Metazoa; Nematoda; Chromadorea; Rhabditida; Dracunculidae. The record is from the annotation of a GenBank genome assembly.
AUGACUCGUCACGCAACAGAAAACGCGCUUAUACUAGGCAUUUGGAUCGAUCGUUCGGAUGCUUCUGUUUUAUCGGGUCGCAAGGGAAUCAACGAAAAUAUUGGCCUUAUCACUUUAAACGAUAAAAGAACGUUCAAUGCGCUUUCAAGUCGAUUAAUACAGCAGCUGAAAUCAACUCUUAAAAGAUUUGAUGUUGAUAACAGUAUUGCGGCAAUAAUUCUAACAGGUUCAUCGAAGAGUGGGUCCGAGACAUUUAAAACUGGCACUUCGUCAACUGUCGAUGAAUUGAUGAAAGUAAAUAUUUUGUCAGCUUUUGGUACAUUAGACGAAAAGGCUUUCGUUUUAUUUAAACUGAUCCUGAUUCUCUUACACUUGUUGACACAUUGUUUAGCAUUAUUUGCAUUUCGUCUUAAGCAAAAAGGGCUUCAUUAUCAGCGUAUUCAAGGUGGUGCAUCAAUAAUGGAACUGUUGCAUUUAUCAUAUCCAGAUAUUUGCUAUGAUAAAACUUUUGAUGAUUUUAUGUAUAUUUUGCAAGUUCGAAAACCAAUUAUAGCAGCAGUCAAUGGAAUUGCUUAUGGUGGUGGUUUUGAACUGGCAAUGAUGUGUGACAUUAUUUAUGCUAGUGAAAAUGCCAGAUUUGCUCAACCUGAAAUCAAAAUUGGUUGUAUACCAGGAGCUGGUGCUACUCAGAGACUUUCUCGAACUGCGGGAAAAUCAUUCGCCAUGGAAUUCUGCCUUACCGCUCGUGAAAUGACAGCUUUAGAAGCUAAGCAGCGUAAAAUUAUUUCGAAGGUUUGUCGACCGGAUGAGGUCAUUAGUGAAGCUGUUGAUCUGGCGGAAAAAAUUGCAGAAAUAAAUCCAUUAUACAUUGCAAGAAUUAAGGAAAAUGCGAAUAAUGAAUCCAUACUUUUAUAA